This is a messenger RNA of Orcinus orca (killer whale), 2607 nucleotides long. RefSeq names its product small integral membrane protein 45 (gene SMIM45). Bases 1388 to 1594 code for a protein of 68 amino acids. The record is from RefSeq and is a predicted model, not a curated record. The transcript is spliced from 2 exons. Lineage: Eukaryota; Metazoa; Chordata; Mammalia; Artiodactyla; Delphinidae.
UCUGAGGGUGGGGGGCAGAGAGAAGGGUCUCCAACGGGCAGGGAGAGGUACAGGCUGCCAGAGCUAGCCCAGGACUGCCCCCUCCUGGCCCAGUCAGACCCCCUGGGCCUGAGAAACUCUGUCUCCCGUAGGGGGCGUUGGCCUCGCCCUUUCUCUGCUUCCAGCACCCGGGGCGGCUGCAGAUGGCAGCAUCUCUGGGGACGGCAGCUGCGACUGAGUCCACGGGCCGACGCUGAGCUGCUUAGGCCGAGGCUGUGCGCUCAGCCCGGAGCCCUCGGAACAGGCAUCUGCAGGGCAUCUGCAGGUGGGUGUGCGGGCACGGGGGUCGGGGUGGAGGAUUGAGUGGUGCUUGGGAGGCAGGGAGAGGGGCUCUGCAACCCUCACACUGUCCUGGAUGGGACUUUAGCUGGAAUGGGGGCUAGAAAAUUCCUUAUAGAUCAUCUGAUAGCCCCCGCCCCCACCCCAUCACUGUGCAGGGAACCCUGGAAGUUCAGAGAGGGUGAGGAGGGGCCCAAGGUCACACAGAAGGCCAGUGAAUGUUUUGUUUCAGCUAAGCCAGUCCUCUGAGAAGCCAGGAGAAGGUCUGGGGUCCUCAGUUGCCCCAGAAUGCCUGGGAUUUUGUUCACAGGGCUGGAGAGGUUGGGAGACCCUGAACACUGCUUCACAGGCCCACAGCAUUGCAGCUGAAAUGGCUUCUGAUCUGCCCAAGUCCCCCAUUCUCAUGUUUAAGCUCAGAGGAGGCUGGGGUCCUGGGUGGGGCCAGGGGAGGGGGCACGAAUCACUUGGCCUCAGUCAGUCUAGUUUGGAGCAGCCUUUCUGCUUGUAGGUCCCCUUCUCCACCUCCCCCUAAACCCAGGCCACACCAAGCAAUUCUGAACCCUCUCUUUGGCUCUACGGAAGGACAGAUGGUUAGGAGGACACUGCUCUAACCCUGACUUUGGGCCAUUAGCACACUCUUCAUUUUAUUUCUCCAUGAGGAGAAUAGGGCACCUUGAGACACUGUGUUUCAGAACAGCCAGUGGGGACCCUGGCGGGCAGGGGAGGGGCUCUGGGUGGACGCAGGACUGGGAAGCAGCAUCUCUCCCUCCCCUGGCCUCACAGCCCACCUCGUAGACCCACCUGGCAGUAGAGGGACAAGAGGAGCUGGAGCUUGGAGACAGAGGUCUGAAAAGCUGGAGCUUCUCUUCAGCCUGCCCUGGAGGUCAUUCCAUGCAUCCCCUUUCUUCCCUCCCUAGAAGACAAGGGUCUCCGUCUUCCCAGCCGUAAGGUGAAGCUCCGACCUCCUGGCUCUGUGAAGCCUGCGGGUCCCCCUCUGGGAGGGUGGGUGGGAUAAGCAGUCUCUCUGCUGGUUCUCACCGACCGCGUCUCAGCAGCCAAGGCCUCCGCGAUGCCGCACUUCCUGGACUGGUUCGUGCCUGUUUACCUGUUCAUCUCUGUCCUCAUUCUGGUGGGCUUCGGCGCCUGCAUCUACUACUUCGAGCCCGGUUUGCAGGAGGCGCACAAGUGGCGCAUGCAGCGUCCCCUGGUGGACCGUGACCUCCGCAAGACAAUGAUGGUUCGCGACAACCUGGCCUUCGGGGGCCCCGAGGUCUGAGUUGACCGGCUCUGUUGGCGGUGGGGGGCGGGCACCGGGUGCCCUCUCCCGUACCGCCCGGCCUGGAGACCCCGGGACAGACGGAGGAGAAUCCCUGGUCGUCCAGGCUCUCCCUCGCAGCCUGGCUCCUCCCAGGAGGAGGGGCUCUGGGAGGACCCUGGCUGUGGGGCACCUGGGUGCCUUGAGAUGUCGCUGCUGAUGGCCCAGGGCUUGCUCUCCAGGUCAAGCCAGCUUAUCCCACACCUGCCCUCCCCAGCUCCGGGGACGCCCCACGGCCCCCCAGUGCCUUUGUGCUGCCCAGCACUCCUGCCCCUCCACCCGGCGUCAGCAUGGCUGCCCCUGCCUGUCCUGAGCCUUCAGAUCUCCCACUUCCCUACCAGAUCCUCGGUGACACUCAGCUCCCCACUCCAGCCAAUGGUAUCGGCCCUACAGCUUCAUGGGCCAGGCUUCAAAGCUGACCCAAGGAAAGGGCCCCCUUUGGAGGGAUGUCAGCUGAGUCCAGCCCAGUCCUACCACUCUGGACCCGGGCUUGGCACGGACGAGUGUUUGUGGUGGGCUGUGCAAGGGGCAAGGCCAUAGAGGAAGGAGGGGUGUGUGUGUGUGUGUGUGUGUGUGUGUGUGUGUGAUAGAGAGAGAGAACGUUUGGGGUCACGCGUGCGGAGGGGAGGAGAAGCAUGUUUGUGUGAGGGGGGUGGCCCCCAGGCAGGAUGCGAGGUGGUGGGGAUGGGGUGAGCUUUGUGGGCAGUGUGGGGACCACCAGCAGUUCCCACCCCCCUCCCUCGGCUGGACUUGCCUAUCCCUUCCCUUUCCCAAGGCUGAGGCCACUGGCAGGAGCCCCUGCCCUCCCCUCCGGGUCCUGCACUGCACCAGGGGCCCCAAGCCCACCCUGGAGCCUCUCCUUCUCUGUGGAGCACCACUGCCUCCUUUUUGGACAUAGAUUGGCAACCUGCUCACUCCCCUCCUUUGGGGUGUCCAUCUUAAUUUAUCUCAAUAAUAAAGACUCCAUGACUAUC